Messenger RNA from Lagopus muta (rock ptarmigan), 1327 nucleotides. RefSeq names its product nudix hydrolase 5 (gene NUDT5). The record is from RefSeq and is a predicted model, not a curated record. Lineage: Eukaryota; Metazoa; Chordata; Aves; Galliformes; Phasianidae. Bases 142 to 690 code for a protein of 182 amino acids. Gene Ontology annotation, cellular component: nucleus. Gene Ontology annotation, biological process: nucleoside phosphate metabolic process; ribose phosphate metabolic process. Gene Ontology annotation, molecular function: ADP-ribose diphosphatase activity. The transcript is spliced from 9 exons.
CCGGAGCUCUGCCGGCUGCGCACACGCCCUCCCGCCCCGCCCCGCCUUGCUCGCCGCCGCCGCCUCGCCGUGCAGUUGUGAGGAAGACGCUGGCUUAGACUGGACUUUGCACAGGAGGGGAAAAGCCUGGCAUUCCUGAAAAUGGCAGCUGAGACAUCCACACAAGUUCCAAAAACUGCUAAGCAAUCCGUCCUUAAAGAAGAGGUAAUCAUAGAAAGAAAAUGGUUGAAGCUUGAGGAAACAACUUACACUGAUGCCUUUGGUAAAACCAGAACUUGGGAAACCGUGAAGCGUGUUGGCAGGCAAAAGAGUGUUUCAGCUGAUGGUGUGGCAGUGAUAGCUGUGCUGCAGAGAACUCUCCACUAUGACUGCAUCGUCCUAGUGAAACAGUUCAGGCCUCCAAUUAAUGGCUACUGCUUGGAAUUUCCUGCAGGCCUCAUUGAGGAAAAUGAGACUGCAGAAAGUGCUGCAUUGCGAGAGCUGGAGGAAGAAACUGGCUACAAAGGGGAAGUCAUUGAAUGUACUCCAGCACUCUGCUUGGAUCCAGGUGUGUCAAACAGCACAACACACAUCGUGAGCGUUACCAUCAAUGGAGACGAUGCCGUGAAUACAAGACCCAAGCAAAAGCUUGAUGAUGGAGGUAUGUCACAUAGCUGUGCUCCUGGUAACAGGAAGGUCAAGUGUGUUUAAUUUGUGGAAGUUAUUUCACUUCCAAAGAACGACUUACUGCAGAGAAUCGAUGGUAAGAGCUUUCUGACAUUAAAUGCACUAACUUGAGCUUCAAGUAACCAUUAGCAUCUCUUCUCAUAGCUCUUCACAAGUCUAUAUCUUAAACAAAAAGAUGCAGGAGACUUGACCCUACGACAGAAUUACUGGGAGCCUGAGGUGUUCGCAUGAAUAAUCCCAUUCACCACUUUAGUAAUGGACGUAGGAGUUUGUGGAAAGUUGUAACUGCAUCUCAUACUUUCUUUUUCUCUUCCCUUGCCCCUCAGAACUAGUAGCAGAAGAGCAUAUUGCAGUGGAUGCCAGGGUUUAUACUUAUGCACUGGCCCUGAAGCGUGCAACAGAGAAACCGCUCCAAGUUCCUUUCAUGAAGUUCUAAAACUUCACAGUAAUAAAUAUAGCUGAGAAUCCUCCAGUCCAGAUGGCUUAGAAGUGUAACUCUUCUUGUAAUAAAGGUUCCUUACUUGUAGAGUAAAAAAAAUACUUGUAGGAAUGAUUCUGAUAUUUCUACCUGGAAUGAACUGACGGAAAGCAUUUCUUCUAACUGUUUAGUCUAUCUAGCCUUGACAGAAUAAUCAAAAUAAAAAUGCUGCUUAAUUUUCAA